ACCUCAAAGAAAACCUUACUCUCUAAAACUAAUCAUGUGCCUAAAUGGGGUGAACGUUUUUAUAAAAAUACUCCAAUUAAAAUAAUUGAAGAUUCUAUUUUGGAUCCGAAGAACAAAACUUUAACCACAUUCACGCGAAACAUUGGCAUGAAAAAAAUUAUGAAGGUUGAUGAAAUUGUCGAAUAUACCGAGCAGAAGGACGGGCGCACCUUAGCUAUUCGUCAUGCUUACAUUAGUUCACAAGUUUUUGGCUUCUCCCGUGCCAUAAGAGCUCAUAUAUAGCAAAAUGAAAAUGGAGGCCCAUCAUUACUCACACUUCAGACACGUAUUCCUAACUCGCAAAUUUAGGAUUUAAUAAAACACUGCAGAUCAGCCACCAAUCGAUUCACGCGA
This is a messenger RNA of Glossina fuscipes, 393 nucleotides long. RefSeq names its product protein preli-like. The record is from RefSeq and is a predicted model, not a curated record. Gene Ontology annotation, biological process: phospholipid transport. Gene Ontology annotation, molecular function: phosphatidic acid transfer activity. The transcript has 2 exons. Gene Ontology annotation, cellular component: mitochondrial intermembrane space. Lineage: Eukaryota; Metazoa; Arthropoda; Insecta; Diptera; Glossinidae. The annotation marks the transcript as partial.